GAGAAGGAGAGGGGAGGAGGAGGAGGAGGGAGGCGGUGGCGGCGCCGUGGCGGAGGAGCAGGAGCAGGAGGGGAUGGAGAGGAGGCGGCUCGUGGGUGGAAUGGCGCUCCUGCUCCUCCAGGCGCUGCCCAGCCCCCUGUCAGCCAGGGCUGAACCCCCGCAGGAGAAGGAAGCCUGUGUGGGUACCAACAAUCAAAGCUACAUCUGUGACACAGGACACUGCUGUGGACAGUCUCAGUGCUGCAACUACUACUAUGAACUCUGGUGGUUCUGGCUGGUGUGGACCAUCUUCAUCCUCCUGAGCUGCUGCUGUGUCUGCCACCACCGCCGAGCCAAGCACCGCCUGCAGGCCCAGCAGCGGCAACAUGAGAUCAACCUGAUUGCCUACCGGGAAGCCCACAACCACUCGGCACUGCCAUUUUAUUUCAGGUUUUUGCCAAACUAUUUACUACCUCCUUAUGAGGAAGUGGUGAACCGACCUCCAACUCCUCCCCCACCAUACAGUGCCUUCCAGCUUCAGCAGCCACUGCCACAGCAGCAGCUGCUUCCACAGUGCAGCCCUGCAGGUGGCAAUCCCACCAGCACUGAUCCUACCCGGGGUCCCCCAGGGGCUUCGAACAGCCCCCUGUCUGGGCCCAGCAGAAGCAGCACAAGACCCCCGAGCAUUGCUGACCCUGAGCCCUCUGACAUGCCAGCCGACCACGUGGCCACCAAAGCCUGUGGAAUGGAGCCCAGUGAUUCGGUGGCCGGUCUGGGGGAGCUGGACCCUGAGGCCUUCCUGGACAAGGAUUCGGAAAGUAAGGAGGAGCUGCUGAGAGAGUACGACUCUGAGCAUGGUAGUGCACCCCCAGACAGCAAAGACAAGACACCGGGCAGACACCGCCGUUUCACCGGGGACUCAGGCAUCGAGGUGUGUGUGUGUAACCGGGGCCACCAUGACGAUGACCUCAAAGAGUUCAGCACACUCAUCGAUGAUGCCUUGGAUGGGCCUCUGGACUUCUGUGACAGCUGUCACGUCCAACCCCCUGGCGACGUGGAGGAAGGGCUCUGCCAGCCCUCUGAGGAACAGGCUCGAGAGCCUGGGCAUUCUCCUCUACUCCGGCCACCUGCAUGCCUGCUGCUGAACACCAUCAAUGAGCAGGACUCUCCAAACUCCCAGAGCAGUGGCUCCCCCAGCUAGAGCGGCCACUGCCUGCGCCCAGGAACUCGGCAAAGCAAUCAGGGUUGGCGAGAACCACAAGAGAAGCAUUAAGGACUUUUGGAGAAAGUGCUACAGCCACUUUGGUGUUUUUUCUUUCUUUUCUUCUCUUUGCAUUUUUCUACAUUUCCAGGUACGGUUUGGGGUGUGGAUGCCUCUCCCCACAGAAGCACAGUGCUGUGCAGAGCUGAGGAGUAGGUGUGUGACUCCUUCCUCUCACUUGCCCCACCACCUUCUGUCCCCUUUCCGAGUCCUAGCUCACCUCCCCUUUGGGUCAGAGAAAUGUGUUUUCAGAGCCCCCAGGGAAGGGAGCUGGGACUGUGCCCUGCAGUGGGCCUCGCUGAUGGAAUGGAUUUAUGCUCCAGUUUUACUUUAAGAGAACUUUGCUGUGUCUGGGGCCAGGAGAAGCAGCCUGUCUUGGCCCUGGAUUAGGGAAGCCCACAGAUGGCUGGGAUUGUCACCAGUGACUGGCAGCGUCUGCAGAGCUGGGAUCCGAUCCUUUUUGGGGAGCAAGAGAACCGGACAGCGGUUGUGAGGCAGGCAGCUGAAGACAAGGAGCCUACCAGUGGGCAGACGAAAAUUACCUCCUGGAAGAAGGAAGUUUGUGGCUAUUUCCCAAGGCGGCUUUGAAAGGCUGUGGCGGCACCGGAGCCAGCCACGGGUAUUUUGUGCCAAGGCUUGGCUGGGCCAGGGGCCAUUUCUGGAAGCCAUCUCCAGGAGCCCUGUGAGCACACGGCCCUGACCAUGGUGGUAGGUGGGCGUGCGGCUCCAACAUCUCUGCGCUUGGCCUGUGCCUACCUCACAGCGUGGGGUCAGCAGCCUAGUGUCUCCUUGCUUCUGGAAAGAGGGGCCUCAGAAGCUGUGGGGCCUGAGAAAGAGCGACCCAUCUCACACAGUGUUCUCUUCAUGAUUCUGAAUUGCUUUUGUUUGUUUGUGUUUGUUUUAACUGACCACUUAAGGGAACUAGCUUGGUUAUCUGUGGUUUCCAUGUCCUGUCCCUGACCCCCAUUUGGCAUGGGCUGAUGCUUUUUUCUGUAGCCUCUGUCAGGAGUCUGAGUGGCCAGGUUCAGAGGGUGAAGACCACAGCGUUCCUCUUCCUGCUGUUGGGCUCCAGGUGCCCAGAUGGACUUUGAAAGGAAGGCUGAGGGAGACACAAACGGCCAAAACUAACAUUCCCUGCGCAGCCAUGUUCCUACAAAGAGUUUGGUUUCCCCCCCCACUCUUGAACAAUGAUAUUUAGUCUAAGCAUAGAUGUAAUGGCAAGAAAGGAAAAAAAUAUAUAUACAUACAUAUAUAUAUGCAUAUACAUAUAUGUACAUGAAAAGCAGACAGAUCCAAGGUUGUGAGGUGAGCAAGCAUCCAUGUUUGGAUUCCACAAAACCAAAAUCCACAUCGAACAAAGUGAAGUCUGUAUGCAGUGACUUUCCAGGUGAUCUGUGUGUGUCUGUCCAUUGUGUGUGAGCCCCAAGCCCUGUGUUCCUGUGAAGAUACUUUGAACAGCAGCCAUUCUGCUCACAUUAGCCACACGUCGGGAGCAAACCUGACCCUCUCAAGGUAAUUUAUUUUAUGCAUUUACUGUUUACCGAACAAACGUCUGACUGUGUACUCGGGGUAUCCAGCAGCAUUGUCAACGGCAGCCCCCCAUGUUUGCCUGAGACGCUGUGCUUGGGGUAGAGGUUGUACUCUGCCCACCACUGCAAUUUGCACAAUUGGCUUCAUGUACCCUCGGAGGCCUGUGUUCUGUUCCCUGUACAAGGAAACAUGCUGAGCCUGUCUGCCUCCCUCAGCUGCUCCUGGCCCUUGGUCUCAGCGCCUGGGAGGUGUCCAGAACCACUUGGCAUGGGAGGCCACAGAGAUGUUGCAGAGAGAACCUUGAUGGGAUCUCCAGUGAUGAACUUCACCUAGUGGUGACCCUGCUUGGGGCUGGCAGGAGACCUUGGUGGGUGCCAUGGUGCGCAGUACCACGGGGCUUCCCUUCCUUCACUGAACCCUGGCAGGUGCAGGCCAGCUGCCACGUGGCCUGAGCGGCUGGAGCGCAGGCGCAGCCCUCAGAGAUGCCUUUCCUACUGUCCUUUUUGUUUAAUCCCAAACAACUCACUGAAGUGUCUGAAAGGAGAACAAGUUGCACCAAAAUGAAUCCUGCUUCAGUUAACUGAUCAAAUGAAAGAAUUCUGGCCCUCGCAAGUGUCUUCCCCCAAAGCAGAGAGGGGAUCUGGUUCCACAUGUUGACUGUUGGGAGUCACUGCAGCGCCCUGCCCUAAAGGCAAGAGAAGAUGUGGCCCGCAGAGAUGGGCUUGGUCCUCAGUCACAGCCCGGCUCCGUCCUGCCAAGGGAGAGGGAUGGGCAGGGGCCUGGGAGGUGUGACCAAGGCCCGCUUUCCAGGUGGAGGACGAGGAAGGGAUUGGUAGAGAGUUUGGUGCUACAGUGGGGAGGUUUGUAAACGCUAACAUUCCUGUGCAAGGCCCAGUGCCAUUUGUCAGUUGUGAAUAUGUGUAUUUUAAGCAAUAAGAUUCAGCUGGUCCGACUGUUCUGGGCAGUCUCGGUGACGCAUUUCCUGUGCUGUGAUUGUUCUGAAGACAGAGUGGCUCUAACCACUGUGAGAAGCCCAAAUAAAAAUCAGUCCCCCAAAAGUG
Molecule: messenger RNA, 3831 nt
Organism: Ochotona princeps (American pika)
Lineage: Eukaryota; Metazoa; Chordata; Mammalia; Lagomorpha; Ochotonidae
Gene: WBP1L
Product: WW domain binding protein 1 like
Exons: 5
Coding region: 74-1180 (368 amino acids)
Source: RefSeq, a predicted model, not a curated record